Messenger RNA from Medicago truncatula (barrel medic), 1262 nucleotides. RefSeq lists its product as uncharacterized. The record is from RefSeq and is a predicted model, not a curated record. The transcript has a single exon. NCBI's taxonomy places the organism in Eukaryota, Viridiplantae, Streptophyta, Magnoliopsida, Fabales, Fabaceae. The coding region runs from base 1 to 1260 and encodes 419 amino acids.
AUGGCGGUUGAACUAGCUGCUUUUUCCUUUGGACCAAAAGGAUACAUUUCCAACAAAAACAAGCAUGUUAGUGCACUUGCUUUCAACCCAAAAGCUUAUUAUCUUAUAAUAAGGUUCCCUUAUUCAGGAACAUGGAAGAUUUUUUAUCGUUUGGUUCUUUUGGCAUUGUUUGUGGCUUCAUUCCCAUUGAUAAGUUCAUCAUUUGUUUCAAGAAACCCUAGUCUUGAUGAUUCAGCCUCAAACAUGAAGAUUCUUCCACAACAACAACUCAACGGAUUUGUCAACAUGGAUCAACUUUUAACCCUCCUCUUCAACGACCUAACAAACGAAGGCCUUGUGAAGAAAUCGAAUAAACACAGAGCUGUUUUUCUUGGAGAUCAAGAACUAGAAGGAGUUCAUCAGUUUCAGAGUUUCAUAGAUCAAUACAACAUGGAUUACAUUUCAUUAAAUGACAUGGAGAAACAAAGUUCGAUUCUUGAUGGCACAGUCGAUUUCGUCUUCACAUCCAACUUCCCCGCUUCAUCACAAUUCAUCGACAGAACCCUAAAAACAAAUGGCAUUGCAGCGGUGGUGAUUCUAAAUGCGGCUGCGUUUCAUAAGCCUUCAAACUACAAGGUAGCUUACAUGAGAAGGUUCCAGAAAGUAGUAAUGGCAAUGAAGAAAACAACAACUUCACCCGUUAAACUUGGUUCCCAACGAAAGCUAUUAGGAUACGCAACAGAGGCAAAGAGAGCAGCACUUCAGAAACUUGAGGAUGUUCUCCUUGAGCCUCCACGUGCUGCCUCCGGUAAAUCAAGAGUGUAUUUGAAGCGUACAAAGUAUUUACCUGAUUUAAUGGGUGACACACUUGAAAGCUACCCUCGUCGAGUUUUCAUCGACGUAGGGUUGCCACAAAAAGAUGGAGGUAGUGGAACAGAUUGGUUUUCAAAGAAUUAUCCGACAAGGAACAAGAAUUUUGAGAUGUAUAAGAUAGAGACUGUGGUCGAGGGUUCGCCCACAACACAAGUUGAGAUGUCGGAUUGGUUGAUGAAGAAUGUAAAAGACGAAGAGUACGUGGUGAUGAAAGCUGAGGCUGAAGUUGUUGAAGAAAUGAUGAGGAGCAAGUCUAUUAUGUUGGUGGAUGAGCUUUUCUUGGAGUGCAAGCCACAAGGUUUGAAUUUGAAACGAGGGACUAGAGGUAGAAGGGCAUAUUGGGAAUGUUUGGCUUUAUAUGGAAAAUUAAGAGAUGAAGGAGUAGCAGUUCAUCAGUGGUGGGGUUAAUU